AUGGCUGCGCCGCAAGCUCAGGUCCAGCCUUGCCGCUACAAGACGGGUAAGACACUGGGAGCGGGCUCCUACAGCGUCGUCAAGGAGUGCGUGCACAUCGAUACCGGCCGAUAUUAUGCGGCGAAAGUCAUCAACAAGCGCCUCAUGGCGGGGCGGGAACAUAUGGUGCGAAAUGAGAUUGCCGUGCUAAAGAGAGUAUCAAUGGGACACCAGAACAUUCUCACACUGGUGGACUAUUUCGAGACCAUGAACAACCUCUACCUCGUCACCGACCUCGCCCUCGGAGGAGAGCUCUUCGACCGCAUCUGCCGAAAAGGCUCAUACUACGAAUCUGACGCCGCCGAUCUCAUCCGAGCCACACUCUCCGCCGUCGCAUACCUGCAUGACCAUGGCAUCGUACAUCGUGAUCUGAAACCCGAGAAUCUGCUCUUCAGAACGCCCGAAGACAAUGCCGACCUCCUCAUCGCCGACUUUGGCUUAUCUCGCAUCAUGGACGAAGAGCAAUUCCACGUACUCACCACAACUUGUGGCACACCUGGAUACAUGGCGCCGGAGAUCUUCAAGAAGAGUGGACAUGGCAAGCCGGUCGAUGUCUGGGCGAUUGGCGUCAUCACAUACUUCCUCCUCUGCGGUUACACGCCGUUCGAUAGGGAUAGCAAUUUGGAAGAGAUGCAGGCGAUUCUGGUCGCGGACUACAGCUUCACACCACUUGAAUACUGGCGUGGAGUCAGUGUGACGGCGAGACAAUUCAUCAAAGCAUGUCUCACGAUCGAUCCGACCAAGCGCAUGUCCGCACAUGACGCACUGGUACAUCAAUGGAUUGCAGGCCCUGAAAGUGGAAGAGGAGAGCUUGAUCUGCUGCCGACCGUCAAGAAGAACUUCAACGCAAGAAGAACACUUCACAAAGCUAUUGACACUGUACGGGCUAUUAAUCAGCUGCGGGCCGGCGGCAUGGGCAUGAUGGACGGUGCGACAUCGAUGAAUCCGGAGCGGGUGAAGCCAAAGGAUGAAGAUGUUGAUAUGGAGGAUGCUGAUUCCACUCCGGUGGUGCGACCGACAGACUCGAUGGAUCCUAGAGGGAAUGCAAAGGGUCAGACACAGGAGCAGAUGGAGGAGCAACAACGAAGGACACAACAAACGAUCGCUGGGCUCUGGCAGAGCAAAGUUAAAGGGCAGCCGGCUUAG
Molecule: messenger RNA, 1185 nt
Organism: Zymoseptoria tritici IPO323
Lineage: Eukaryota; Fungi; Ascomycota; Dothideomycetes; Mycosphaerellales; Mycosphaerellaceae
Product: CMK1 Ca2+/calmodulin-dependent protein kinase
Exons: 2
Coding region: 1-1185 (394 amino acids)
Biological process (GO): protein phosphorylation; cellular response to oxidative stress
Molecular function (GO): calmodulin binding; calcium/calmodulin-dependent protein kinase activity; ATP binding
Source: RefSeq, a predicted model, not a curated record